CAAAGACAUCUCGUAAUACGUUUUGAAUACUCAAGAGUGAGUUGUGCAGGUGAGGUUAAAACUUGACCGCUUCUAAAAUAGGUUAGGUUUGAAGGCAGCAACUGAAAAUCAGUUUUUUUUCCUCCGACGGUUUCUGCAGCGCCCAUCCUGAUCACAAAAUCUAGAGAAAUAUAAAGAUCGUGUUUAGGAAAACGGAGUUUUGGCUCAAUUUCUCAUUGUAAUGAAAAUUAGAAAAGAUUUGCACUCGAGGGAUUCAUCAUGGUUCUGGUUUGAAUUGAAGCGGAGGCAAAAUACUUCAGGUACGGUUAGUCGGUGCUAUCCGGCAUUACUUGUCCUCUCUUAAAGAAAAUCGUAUAAGUUAUCCUGGUAAUUAUAAUACGUUUAAUUUUUGUCUGUGUAAAUUAUUAGUCAAUUUUUUUAAUAGAGUAGUGGAUAUGAUUUUACAUUUUUUAUUUGUUUUCAAUUAAUGGACCCUUUUAUGUUGAUUACUUUUUUAUUCAGAGAUACUCGAAUGUGUUCUAGAUCAAUGGAUAUUAGUUCUUGAAGGUUGUGUGGUUUUUGGUAUUGUUUAAUGUUUAAUGAAGCUCUACUUUUAUAACAGUAAUAGUCAUGAAUAAGGGGUGUUUAAAAUGAAUAUUAAAGAAAGUGAAUAAAUAUAUUGGUUUCAGUUGAUAUUGUUAUUUUGAAUUUAACAAAUAUAUCAAAAGUGUAGAAUGAAUUACAGAAACUGGCAUUUGUUCAGUAGAUUCCAGAAAUUAAAAAGUAUUAGUUUAGUUUAGUUUACUUCACACUUCACACUUGACAUUGUUGUUUAGAAUCAUAGAAAUAAGUAAACUCAAUUUGUAAUGAAAACAACUGGUUUUUCCAAACCUGUUUGUAAUACAGAUUGUCAAAAACUUCUUGGUAUACAACAUUUGUUGUUGUGGUGCAUGUUUGGUCAUUCUCAUCCAAAAUGAGUAUCUUCAAACCUUUUCUUGAACGUACUCUUUUAGAGUUGGCCAUGAGUGAAAACAGGUCGUGGAAGGAAUAAGCCAACAUGAGAUAAUGACUGACCUUGACUCUUAUUGAUGGUCAUAGCAAAACAUAAUACCAAAGGGAAUUGCCUUCUUUGGAACUUUAUAGGCUGAUUUGAAUCAGAUGGUAUGAGAUUCAUUCUUGGGAUGAAUAUUUUGUCUCCCCUUCUAAUUCCAAUCAAAAUAAUUUAUUGUUAAUCUAGUUCCAUUGCAUAAACCUCCCCUUUGAUCGAUGUUUACCGGAACACCAACUUUGAGUAUUAAUUUAUGAUUGGGAAGGCCAGAGCAUUUGAUAUCAUUCAAAAACUUAGUUGUAAACCACUCUCCUUCCAGUUCAUAAUUUUCAUCAGAGUGGCAUGUAGAGUCAGAACUAAGAUACUCUAUUCCUUGUCCAGGAAUAAGAGAUAACAUAUAAUUGUUAAUUUUCUCAACUGCUUCUAAUGUUGGCGCCAAUAUAGACCUGUCCUCAAAAAAUGGGAGUUUAGUGUAAUUAUUUAGUAUAUCUGGAUAGGCAAAGCAUACUAAACUUUCCAUAGGACAUUCAACAUUAUGGAUCAAUAGGUCUUGAGGAAUGUGCACUUCUGAUUUGCCGUAUUUGGUUCUUACUCUAGGACCAUCUCCUAAAUGUAGUAUCCACUUUGCGAAUUCUACGUAUAUCAUCUAAACUGUCAUCUUGUAUCACAGUUUUUAAUCUCAUGUUCUCGGUUAAUUUUAAAAUCUUACAAAACUGACAUAGAUUUGAAGAAUUUAUAACAGCUCCAACGAUGUCGCCUCUGGAUCCUUUAGGGACAACAUGCAGAAUAUGCCUAAAAUAUCCUCCAAGAACGAUGACCUUUCCUCCAAAUGGUUGUUGUAAGCUAUUUGGAUUUUUUGAUCUCAUCAUAUCUCUUAGUGUUCUAUCUGAUAGCCAUUAUAUUUACUUGUGUUUAACAUAAGUAUUUAUAAGUAUUUGUUGAAUAAAAGAAGAGAAAUCGGGCAAAUACCUUCAGAAUGAGAGCUAGAGCAUAAAACAUUUUGAUGAAGAGCUUUUUGGACCAAGAGGAUGACGUUCUGCCCAUAAUUUGAGUAUAACAUAUUGUAGAGAACUCGAAAUCACUCAAUUCGAAUUUCAUGUGAAUGUUAACUCAAUAAGGUACAAAUGUUAUGAUGAUUUCACGGCUAGAAUAUGAAAGGAUCAAAAAUCAAUCAACCAAUAAAGUCAGAAGUUGCUGGUGGAAUUUCAGGAUGCAUACCUCUCAAUGUUGUAUCCAUAUCUUUUGAUUGGAUGAAUAAAAUCACGUCAUUCAAGUUUUGGUAGAUAGAAGACUUCAUUAUCUACAACUUUGGUGAAGGAAUCUUGUCCAAAUUCAUUGCGGAUCAGCCCCAAAAUCCUAGGACGAAACCGGCGCCGGAAUUUCAUCAAACCGGCGCCGGUUUGAUUUAAUUUGCUAUUUUCCGGAUUCGGCGAGAGCAAACCGGAGCCGGUCCACCUCUAUAACCGAUUCCGGUUAUGAUAUUUUUCCGUAUUUUCCCAGCGCCGAAAGAAGACCGGCGCCGGUCAGGCCUGAAACUGGUGCCGGUUAGGUCCGAUUCUGCACAAAACAGGGAGACGUGCAACAAUAUUUUGAUGGGAAAUUCUCACCUCCUCAUGAUCUGAUCAAAUAUAUCUUCCAUGCCUCAUUGUUGGGCUCGAAUAGACUAAAAGAUACCAAUCUAUAGCCUAUAUAAAGCCCUCAAUUCAUCAAACAAGAUGAUCAUUCCAUCUUUGGAGCUUAAAUUUCAGUUUUUAUAUUUUAUUUUUGUAUUAUCUUGAAGAGUUGGAGAAGAAGCCAUUUCUCUCCUCUACAAUUGGUUCUAGGUAUUUUUUCUUGUAUGUUAUUGUAUUUCUUUAUUCUUAGUUACACUUUUGUAAUUAAUAUGAGCAUUAGUAGCUAAUUUCUUAGUUUAGGCUAGGGAUGAACUUCUAUGCCCACUAGAUGUUUGAUAAAAGUUCUAAACUAAUAAAUUGUGGUUUAUGCUUUAUAUAUUGAUUAUUUAUGACUAUGGUGUACAACAUAGAAGUAUGUUAAAUUUAGUUUAUACUUGCAAUUAACGUUGAAGUCUAAACUAUGAACAUUAAAGGAUGAACAUAUAUAGUACCGAGAAUAGAAAUAUAUCCGGUCUUAUAUGAUACGGGUGUGAUGUCUUGAUAUUCAACGGGGUUUUCGGUAGAUGAAUGUAAGCCGUAACGGGACUUACACGUAACGAAAACCACGCUCUCGUUGCCUUAACCGGAGUUGAGAAUAUAUUAGCGACAUCGUAUUCAUAAUUAUUGGUAAAGAACUAAUAUUCAACCCUAUUAAAGCAUUUAAGUGAUUCCCGAAGCCUUAGUUGUUGUUAUUAUAAAUCUUAAACUCAAAAUUAGUUAACGAUUAUCUUCUUGAACAAAAAGUGAAAAACCAAAAAUAUAAAACACAAAUCAAAAUCCCUGCACUUUACUCAUUUCUUCAUUCAAAGUUAUCUACUCACAGACUAAAUUAAACGUUUCCUUGUGGAUUCGACCCGGUAUUUUACCGGAAUUUAUUACUAUAUCGGCACUUGUACACUUGCAAGUUUAGCCCGGUCAAGUUUUUGGCGCCGUUGCCGGGGAAACGGUCUUGUUUAAUAAAGUCCAAAGAAAAAGAAAAAAAAUAACAAUCACUUAAAAAUCCUGAAUUUAUUUUACUCUUCACAACUUCACUUGAUCUUGGAAAGGUUUAUUUUUGUGUGUGUAGAUAUUCCUUUUGUGUUUGCAUGCAUUUGAGAAGUCAAGGUUCUAAAUCUCUUAAACCACUUGAUCUUGAAAUAGAAAAAACUUACAAACACAUUCGGAAGGAGCAAAAAGCCACAAAGAUGAUGCCCACACUAAAUGAGAGGAAGAGACCUGUUGUUGCAACUUCCCCGUUUUGCAUUGUACUAAGCGAGGAAGCGAGAGAUUAUGAACUAAAGCAUAGCUACUUCAACGCUAUGCCUCAGUUUCAUGGGCAUUCGAGGGAAAAUCCACUGAACUUUAUCACGGAGUUCUAUGGAUUUAUUCAAGGGAUUCCAAGGAAUACGAUCACCGAAGACGAUCUCAAGCUCAAAUGCUUCCCCUAUACUUUCAAGGGGGCAACAAGAGGAUGGUUCCUAGAGCAAACUCCAGCGAGCUACACAACAUGGGAAAGUAUUUACAAUGCCUUCAUGUCCAAAUACUACACGCCCACCAUGACUCAAGAGCUUAGACAACGCAUUUUCAAUUUCAAACAACAAAAUGGUGAGCUCUUUCAAGACGCAUGGCGGCGUUUCAAAUCAUUGUUAAGGGAAUGUCCACACCACCGCAUUCCCCUUGAUCUUCAAAUUGACACGUUCUACAAUGGUUUGAAUGCACAUUGUCAAGCCAUCGUAGACAACCGAGCCGAGGGCUACAUUGGAAUCAAGAAUGAAACUCAAGCACUCUGAAUCAUUGAGUCUAUUGCCUCAAAUCCCCAACUUCAAGGAGGUGAUUUCAAAGUGGUCGGGAUCAAUGAAAUCUCGAUCACAACGGAGAUAAAAAAGGUUUGAAGAAAUGGAAUCAAAGUUUGAGCAAAAAUUCCAAAUGGUUCUACGAGCCGUAUUGGGAGGAGUCAAGCAAGUAGCCAAUGUGGAAAGCAUAUAAAACCCGGAAGGUGAUUUAUCUCAACAUCUUGAAGAGGUAAAUUAUAUGAACUCUUAUGGGAAUCGGGGAAACAACAAUUUUUCUAAUCAACAAAGGUGGAACCAAGGGAAUAAUUGGAAGCCACAAGCUAGUUCCUCACAACCUCAAUCCGGAGCACCAAAUUUUGGGCAAUCCAAAGAAACCACCAUGGAGGAUAUGAUGCAAUUCAUGUCCAAGAGCAUGUCAAGCAUGAAGGCCCAAAAUGAAGAAAACAAUAAUAGAGUGGAGGCAUCCAUUGGGAAUCUCCACUCUCAAUUCACCAAGUUGGAUCUUUAUUUUGAAGAUCAAAAUAUGAAGCUCAACCAACGCAUCGACACCAUUGAGCAAUACAACAAGGCAUCCAUCCGGAAUCUUGAAGUUCAAAUGGGGCAACUCGCCCAAAAAGUGAGUUCUAGAGAGCAAGGUAAAUUCCCUACAACUACGGAGGUGAAUCCGAGGGAGAGCGUCAUGGCCAUUACAACAAGAAGUGGGAGAAAAACGGAGGACCCUAAGAUGCCGGAGAGAAGAAAGACAGUGGAGAAACAAGAAGUGGUUGCACAUACACUGCUCCCAUCUAUCAUGGCUCAAUAUGUUCCUCCCAUUCCCUAUCCACAAAAAUUGAAAAAGAAAGGAGAUGACAAGAAGUACAAGAAAUUUCUUGAUAUUUUCAUGAAAUUGAGCAUCAACAUACCUUUUGCGGAGGCCAUUGCGGAGAUUCCAUCAUAUGCAAAAUUUCUUAAAGGUAUCAUCUCCAACAAAAAGAGGUUAGAGGAAUUCAAAACCAUGGCACUAACGGAGGAAUGUAGUGCCAUUAUUCAAAACAAACUUCCUCCAAAACUAAAAGACCCCGGAAGCUUCACUAUUCCAUGCUCUAUUGGAAACGUCGGGGAGGUAAGGUCUCUUUGUGACCUUGGUGCUAGCAUAAAUCUUAUGCCCUACUCUCUAUUUAAAAAAGCUAAGUGUGGGGGAACUCCAACCAACAAUGGUCGCCUUACAAUUAACGGAUAGAACAAUCCGUUAUCCAAUAGGCAUCAUGGAGGAUGUUCUUGUCAAAGUUGGAAAAUUCUACUUCCUGGUAGAUUUUCUUGUUUUGGACAUGGAAGAGAUGGAGAUCCCCGUCAUCCUUGGGAGAUCAUUUUUGGCUCCUCAACAGCCGUCAUUGAUGUACAAGCGGGCACGGUAAAGCUAAGAGUGGGAGGAGAUGAUGAAACAUUCCAUGUAUGGAAGACACAAUCCACUCCAACUCAAAACAUGAACAACAACACAAACCGUUUCACACCUCCCAAGGUCAUAAACAUCAUGGACAUCAAGAAGGCACGCAUAUUUGGGCCUGAGGAUCCUCCAACACACCCCGAAGACGUACUCGAGAUCACACCAACGAACAACGAAGUUCUUCCGAAACUCUACCCGAUGAAAGGAGGCACAAUGAUCAAAUUCUACCGGAGAAAAGCUUCACAUCCACCUCCUUAAGAGAGGUACGUUCAUCGGGCCUAUGACGUUAAACUAAGCGCUAAUUGGGAGGCAAUCCAACACAAAAAAAUCAAUUAUAAAUAAAUAUGUUAGUUAUACACAUAAUCAUUUUUAUUUAUAAUUGAACAAGAAUCAAUUAUGAAUAAUAAUGCUUAUUUAAAAUAACAUAUUCGUAUUUAUUUAUAAUUGGCGAAAAAAUAAAAAAAAAGAAUAAAAAAAAUCAUCAUCUCAGCUUAUCAUGGGAAUUCCUACUCUGAAGAACACCUCGUUCCACUAUCGAGGAUUUCAUCUUUCAUUACAUUCUCCAACCUACAUUGAGGAUAAUGUAUCUCAAGUGUGGGGGUGCAUCUCAUGGUUAGUUAAACAAAUUUUGUGUACAAAAUAAGUUUUUUUAGGAAGAUAAAAGUUGUGAUAAUCCUCUUUUUAAUGGGUAUUUGGUUGAGAAAGUUUUGAUUAUUCACAAAAAAACUAGGGAAAGUUCCCGAAAUAGGACUAAAACAGUUUCAAAAUAGGACUGUCAUGUUUUUAUUCCCAAAAUAGGACUAAUUACUAUCAUGUUUAGAAAAUACUGCCAUGUUUGAAGUCUGGUACUGCCAAAACAUGGCAGUAAUUAAUCCUAUUUUGGGAAUAAAAACAUGUCAAUCCUAUUUUUGGAAUUUUCAAACUGUUUUAGUUCUAUUUUGGGUAAUGUCUCAAAAAACUAUCAUUUUUUAGAUUUAUUACAUUACUCUUUACUCUUGAAAAUCAUUCCCAAAAUAAAUCUUGUGACUAGGAAACACCAUCUUCCUCCAUUUCCAAAAAUGGUUUAAGAACAUCUUAAAUAUUGAAGAACCAUUUUGGAAAACAUGCCACCCACAUAUCUCAUCAAAUAAAUUGGGAUGAUCAAAAUGACUUUCAGUAAAUGCUUGUUGAGAACCAAUUCAAAUGAGUAUUAAAAAAACUCAUGUUCUCUUUCAAGAAUUUCAACUGAUCCACUUCUAUACUGAAAAGUCAAACACACCUAAAAGCCAUCCUACUCACCCAAAAAGUCCUAGUCACAAUCCACUCAUCUACUCUCAAGGGUAUAAGUAAUUUUUCUAAAUCUAAUGAUAGUUUUGUGUGUCUAACAGAAAUUUGGUUUUGGACCGAGAAUGAUAAAAGAGUUUACAUAAUUUUUUUACCUCUUAAAAUUAAAAUUAUUUUUGUUCAUAUAUUUUUCUUGAAACUAACCAAGGCAUCCAAAGGUGAUAAAAUUGCUCGAGGACUAGCAACGCUCAAGUGUGGGGGGAUUUGAUAGCCGUUAUAUUUACUUGUGUUUAACAUAAGUAUUUAUAAGUAUUUGUUAAAGAAAAGAAGAGAAACCGGUCAAAUACCUUCAGAAUGAGAGCUAGAGCAUAAAACAUUGUGAUGAAGAGCUUUUUGGACCAAGAGGAUGACGUUCUGCCCAUAAUUCGAGUAUAACUUAUUGUAGAGAACUUGAAAUCACUCGAUUCGAAUUUCAUGUAAAUUUUAACUCAAUAAGGUACAAAUGUAAUGAAGACGUCACGGCCAGAAUAUGAAAGGAUCAAGAUUCAAUCAACCAAUAAAGUCAGAAGUUGCUGGUGGAAUUUCAGGAUGCAUACCUCUCAAUGUUUUAUUCAUAUUUUUUGAUUGGAUGAAUAAAAUCAUGUCAUUCAAGUUUUGAUGGAUAGAAGACUUCAUUAUCUACAACAUUGGUGAAGGAAUCAUUUCCAAACUCGUAGCGGAACAUCCCCAAAAUCCCAGGACAAAACCGGCGCCAUAAUUUCACCAAACCGGCGCCAGUUUGAUUUAAUUUGCUAUUUUCCGGAUUCGCCGAGAACAAACCGGCGCCGGUCCACCUCUAUAACCGGCGCCGGUUAUGGCAUUUUUCCGUAUUUUCCCAGCGCCGAAAGAAGACCGGCGCCGGUCAGGCCUGAAACCGGCGCCGGUUAGGUCCGAUUAUGCACAAAACAGGGAGACGUGCAACAAUAUUUUGAUGGGAAAUUCUCACCUUCCUCAUGAUUUGAUCAAAUAUAUCUUCCAUGCCUAAUUUUUGGGCUCGAAUAGACUAAAAGAUGCCAAUAUAUAGCCUUUAUAAAGCCCUCAAUCCAUCAAACAAGAUGAUCAUUCCAUCUUUGGAGCUUAAAUUUCAGUUUUUAUAUUUUAUUUUUGUUUUAUCUUGAAGAGUUGGAGAAGAAGCCAUUUCUCUCCUCUACAAUUGGUUCUAGGGCUUAUAACAGAUAAGGAGCUGUACACAACAUCAACCAUUGGAGUGGUUAUAUCAGUUGGGUGGAGAAAAGAGAAGACAAUGAUUUAAGUAAUAAUAGUUGUGAUUUUUGUUAGUAUUAUACGGUUCGUGAAUAAUACAAUAAUACGUACGUUCGUGUAUA
Molecule: messenger RNA, 8501 nt
Organism: Cuscuta europaea
Lineage: Eukaryota; Viridiplantae; Streptophyta; Magnoliopsida; Solanales; Convolvulaceae
Source: the annotation of a GenBank genome assembly